UAGCGGCAGAGGGUACAGCGAAGUUAGCCGACUGUUAGCUAAAGAAAGCGGUGAUAACACACGAACAUACGUUGAAAUGUUUCGGAGGAAACUGACAGCCCUAGAUUAUCACAACCCCAAUGGCUUUGACUGCACAGAUGAGACACAGUUCAGAAACUGCAUCGUGUGGCUGGAGGACCAGAAGAUUCGACAUUAUAAGAUCGAGGACCGAGGAAACCUGAGGAACAUCCCGAGCUCAGACUGGCCCCAAGCCUACCAGAAGUACCUGCAGGACGUGAACUGUCCAUUUGGAGUUCAGGAGAGGCAGGAGGCUGUGGACUGGUUGCUGGGCCUGGCUGUGCGAUAUGAAUAUGGAGACAACGUGGAGAAGUACAGGAACUGUGAGCCGCUGGCAGCCUCCAGCAACAGCAACAAAGCAGCAGACCCCCUCGUCAACCUUGACACGAAUUCUCCAGAUUUCAAAGCGGGAGUGCUUGCUCUGUCCAACAUCCUCAAGAUACAACGGCACGAUGACUACCUGGUUAUGCUGAAGGCCAUUCGUAUUCUGAUCCAGGAGAGACUUUCUCCAGAAGCUAUCACUAAAGCCAACCAGAACAGAGAGGGUGUCCCAGUAGCUUUAGACAAGCACAUCUUGGGCUUCGACACUGGAGAUGCGACUCUGAACGAAGCGGCCCAGAUCCUGCGCCUGCUGCACAUCGAGGAGCUGAGGGAGCUCCAGACCAAGAUCAACGAGGCCAUCGUAGCCGUUCAGGCCAUCAUAGCCGACCCCAAGACGGACCACAGGCUGGGCAAAGUUGGCAGAUGAGAGUGAGGAUGAAGAGGGACGCUGGAGGAAGGAACUGGACUACGGGGGUUUCAGUUUGAUUUUGAGAGAAGAAGCCUGUCAUAUGAAUUGGACAUAAAUGAGUUUGUAUUUUUUCUGUUGUUGCAUGAGAUCAGACUGUUCGAAUCGGGUAUUUGGAGCAAAGUUGAGUUUUUUUUUUCAGAUGCUACCUUUCAUUUUUGUACCGCAGCAUGGGAAAGUCCACAGCAGAACACACGGUAGAAUAGCUGCUGAGUAGUUAGCAUUGGAAAAACUCAUUUCCACCAAUGUGGAUGUGAGUUUCUUCAGAGUUUUGUUGAACUUUCUGAUCAUCUCCUGGCUCCACCAUCUCUCCCUCCAACUGAGUUAUAUUUCUAUCUUUUGUCUGACAGAGAAAAUGUUUUUUGCAGGUGGAAAGCUUGUUUUGAAGUUAUUUCCAUUGACUGUGUGGGAAAAUAUAUAAAUACGGCUGAACAGA
Molecule: messenger RNA, 1280 nt
Organism: Chelmon rostratus (copperband butterflyfish)
Lineage: Eukaryota; Metazoa; Chordata; Actinopteri; Chaetodontiformes; Chaetodontidae
Gene: rtraf
Product: RNA transcription, translation and transport factor
Exons: 8
Coding region: 77-805 (242 amino acids)
Biological process (GO): tRNA splicing, via endonucleolytic cleavage and ligation
Cellular component (GO): tRNA-splicing ligase complex
Molecular function (GO): RNA binding
Source: RefSeq, a predicted model, not a curated record